Vigna umbellata (rice bean) is the source of this 1039-nucleotide messenger RNA. The record is from RefSeq and is a predicted model, not a curated record. NCBI's taxonomy places the organism in Eukaryota, Viridiplantae, Streptophyta, Magnoliopsida, Fabales, Fabaceae.
CCACACAAACCCUUCUUCCCUCGGAGUUGUUUCUUGAUUCUCCGAACACGUUCUGAUAUGGCCUCUCACUUGCCACUUGUGUCACUCACCCACCACCACCACCAAGCUCCUCCUCCUCCUCCAACCAUCACCGCCACCACCCAAUGCUGCUGCUACCACAACCCUCCUAAUACCUGUUGCACAACCCCACCACCCCAACACCACCUUCUGCACCCCGUUGCAUCACUCCUCUCUCAGCCCCAACCUCACCCUAUUCUUCCCUCCCAACAAAACUACACCAAAUCUCACAUUCACCACAACCUUAACCUCCCCACCCAAAACCACCACCUUCAACACCAACACCAAACCCAUUCAGCCAUCUCGUCUCUCCUUCACCGCAUCGAAUCCCUCGAGUCCUCUCUCAACCACUACACCCGCCACUCCCUUCGCCACACCGCGGCCACCGUCAUCCAAACCCAUUUUCGCUCCUUCCUUGUUCGCAGAUCAAGAACCCUAACCCAGCUCAAACACCUCGCGCAGUCCUCAAUAUUCCACAUUAAACGCUUCUCAACUCCUCUUAUGUCCAGCCGUGUUGUCAUCUUAGUGAUGAGGCUGAAGGAUGAUUGGUUUGGGUGUGGGAGUUGUAAUGUGAGCGGUGCAGUUGAAGAUGAUGGUGUAAAUUCUUAUCAGGGUGCUGAUGAGGAGGAGGAAGUGUUGGUGUUGGAGAGUGGAGAAGAAAUGCGGAGAAAAGAGCAGCUUCAUGCGCACCAAGAAAAGCUCCUGUUUUCUGCUCCUUUGCCACUUAAGAUGGAAAACAGAAAUGGUGUGAAGAAGAGUAAAGGUGUGAAAAUUUUGACAUGAAGGGCCAUUACAUGAUCGUGUAAGACUGAGUAUUCGCUCUGUUUGUAUUGUUUGAUUGUAAUGUAGGAGUUUCUUUUUCAUUGGAUUUCAGAUUGGAGGAGCUCAUUUGUGUGUCUAACUGAUCGCUGCUUCUGUAAUGAACUUGAAAUGUUCAACUUCAUUUGUUGUUUAAUGUAAGAAUGAUUAGCAGAGUUGGAUU